This is a messenger RNA of Suillus discolor, 1490 nucleotides long. Its product is annotated as enolase C-terminal domain-like protein. The transcript has 9 exons. The coding region runs from base 1 to 1182 and encodes 393 amino acids. Gene Ontology annotation, biological process: D-galactonate catabolic process; amino acid catabolic process. Gene Ontology annotation, molecular function: galactonate dehydratase activity. Lineage: Eukaryota; Fungi; Basidiomycota; Agaricomycetes; Boletales; Suillaceae. The record is from RefSeq and is a predicted model, not a curated record.
AUGUCCCUAACAACUUCAGCUUCCAGCUUCAUUUCAAAGAUCGAGGUCUUCCGCGUGCCUCCACGCUGGCUCUUUGUGCGUAUUGAGACAGCCGAUGGGUUUGUUGGCUGGGGAGAAUCCACCCUGGAAGGACACACCGAAGCAAUUGAAGGCGCUUUCGCUGACCUUGCACAGCGUUUCCUUGGUUGGGAUGCAGAUGGUAUCGAAGAUAUCUGGCAGACUGCGUACCGCGCUCGGUUUUAUCGUGGUGGACCUGUUUUAAUGUCAGCUCUGUCUGGCCUUGAUAUUGCGCUCUGGGAUAUCAAGGGCAAGAAGCUCGGAGUUCCCGUGUGGCAGCUUCUAGGUGGUAAAGUCAGGGAUCGUGUUCGUGUGUAUGGAUGGAUUGGUGGCGACCAUCCGAGUGCUGUCCGUGAAGCAGCACGUGAGCGCAAAGAGCAAGGAUUCACUGCUGUAAAAAUGAAUGCCACCGAGGCUCUCGUGUGGCUUGACUCCCCCGAGCUCUUAAAAGGGACAGUGGAACGCGUGCGUGAAGUUCGCGCGUUAGGGAUGGAUGUCGGAGUAGACUUUCAUGGACGGGUGCACAAGGGUAUGGCUCGCCAGCUCGCCAAGCUUCUUGAGGGCGAGGGUGUCUUAUUCAUCGAGGAACCCCUUCUGCCUACUCAACCUUCGGAAUUUGCGGACCUUGGGCGUCUCGUCUCCACUCCUAUUGCUGCUGGGGAGCGGCUCUACUCGCGACAUGAAUUUCGCCCUUACUUCGAAGGACAUGCGCUAGAUGUCGCACAACCAGACGUAUCCCAUUGCGGUGGAAUAUCGGAGUUGGCACGUAUCGCAUCUAUGGCAGAAACGUACGACGUCGCACUUGCCCCGCACUGUCCGCUAGGACCGAUUGCUUUGGCUGCAUGUAUUGCUGUAGGCGUAUCGAAGCUCAAUUAUUUUAUUCAAGAAAUGAGCUGGCAGAUGCAUUACAACAGUGAUGAUGCAGACCUCUUCACGUAUCUCGCAGAUCCGAGUGUGUUUGCUGUGAAGGAUGGAUAUAUCACAACUCCCAGCGGACCUGGAUUGGGUAUCAUUAUCAACGAGGAACUUGUUCGUACCCGUGCCAAGGAACAUAGUCGAGCUGGUGUUGAGGCGUGGCGUAACCCGAUAUGGAGGGGAGAGGAUGGAAGCAUUAGGGAGUGGUAAAAUUUCAUUUCACUACUUAGCCGCGAGAAAACAUCAGGAAAUCGCAACUUGUACAGUUUAGUCAACAGGCAUAGAUAACAAUCUUCGACUAUGCAGUGCUAGGAAAAUACAUUCAGAUGUCACAUGUAUAUGUACCUUGUUGCGCACUAAGCCAGAACUUCCCGCAGUACAUCCACGAUCUUCUCCACUUCCUCAAUGGUGUUAUAGUGGACAAAUGAGAUGCGGACGACUCCGUCAUUCAUGUCCAACUUUGGGCGUAAAUUAUCAAUAAGAUAAUACGCACCGAAGUAGCCGCAUUGAAUUGAAAU